Chaetura pelagica (chimney swift) is the source of this 1755-nucleotide messenger RNA. Its product is annotated as acyl-coenzyme A synthetase ACSM3, mitochondrial-like. Lineage: Eukaryota; Metazoa; Chordata; Aves; Apodiformes; Apodidae. Gene Ontology annotation, cellular component: mitochondrial matrix. Gene Ontology annotation, molecular function: fatty acid ligase activity; fatty-acyl-CoA synthase activity. The record is from RefSeq and is a predicted model, not a curated record. The transcript is spliced from 13 exons. Gene Ontology annotation, biological process: fatty acid biosynthetic process; acyl-CoA metabolic process. Bases 1 to 1755 code for a protein of 584 amino acids.
AUGGCCCUUGCUGCUCUGCAUUUUUUACUGAAGACCCCAAGUGCUGUGUCCCUGCGGGCUCCCCUGAGAAGAUCUCUCCAACUGUGCAGCUGGUGCUACCCACUUCAUGCCUCUUUGAGUUAUGAAGCCAUAAAACAACAGUACAGACCAGAGGUGCCAAAGUACUUCAACUUUGCAAGAGAUGUGCUGGACAGGUGGACUGAAGCAGAAAAGGAGGGAAAAAAGUCUAAAAACCCUGCAUUGUGGUGGGUAGAUGGUGCUGGAAAAGAGGUGAGGUGGAGCUUUGAGGAGCUAGGAGUGCUGUCCAGGAAAGUGGCAAAUGUUCUCUCUGAUGCCUGCAGCCUGCAACAGGGAGACAGAGUUAUUCUUAUUCUGCCCCGGGUCCCAGAGUGGUGGCUGGUGAAUGUGGCUUGCAUGAGAACAGGAACAGUUUUGAUUCCUGGCACGCAGCAAUUGACAGCAAAGGACAUUCUUCAUCGACUCCAGAAAUCCAAGGCCAAGUGUAUUGUCACUGAUGAUUCUGUGGCACCAGCUGUAGACUCAGUUGAGGCUCAAUGCCAGUCUCUGAAAUUCAAGUUGCUUGUAUCAGAGGGCCACAGAGAAGGAUGGCUGAACUUUAAAGGUCUUCUGAAAAAUGCUCCUUCUGAUCACCACUGUGUUACCACAAAGUGUCAAGAUCCAAUGGCCAUCUAUUUUACCAGUGGGACUACAGGAUCUCCAAAAAUGACUGAGCAUUCCCACAGCAGCUAUGGUAUUGGCCAUACGCUAACUGGAAGGUGUUGGCUGGACUUGACUUCCUCAGAUGUAUUUUGGAAUACAUCAGACACAGGCUGGGCAAAGUCAGCUUGGAGCAGCGUUUUUUCACCAUGGAUUCAAGGGGCGUGUGCAUUUGUACAUAAGAUGCCACAGUUUGACCCAACCAUUGUCUUCGAGACUCUGUCAAGAUUUCCCAUAACCGUCUUAUGUUGUCCUCCAACUGCUUAUCGAAUGUUUGUGCAACAUAAACUGUCCAGCUACACCUUCAAAAGCCUGCGGCACUGUGUGAGUGCUGGGGAGCCCAUCAACCCUGAUGUGAUGGAAGAAUGGAAAGCACAGACUGGGCUGGAUAUUUAUGAAGGCUAUGGACAGACAGAAACAGUGCUGAUCUGUGGAAAUUUUAAGGGAAUGAAAAUCAAACCUGGCUCUAUGGGAAAGCCAUCUCCAGGGUAUGAUGUCAAGAUUAUAGAUGAAAACAGUAAUAUUCUGCCUCCUGGAAAGGAAGGAGAUAUUGCCAUCAGAGUAAAACCUACAAGAUCGCUUUUUCUUUUCACUUGCUAUGCUGAUGAUCCAGAGAAAACAGAGGCAACAACACGUGGGGACUUUUAUGUCACUGGAGACAGGGGGAUUAUGGAUGAGGAUGGAUACUUCUGGUUUGUUGGAAGAGCUGAUGAUGUCAUUAAUUCUGCUGGAUACCGUAUUGGACCAUUUGAAGUAGAAAGUGCCCUAGUGGAGCAUCCUGCAGUGGUGGAGUCAGCAGUUGUCAGCAGCCCAGACCCCAUCAGAGGAGAGGUAGUGAAAGCCUUUGUUGUGUUAACAUCUGACUAUGCUUCACGUGACCCAGAAAAAUUGAAGAAAGAGCUACAAGAUCAUGUUAAGAAAGUAACUGCUCCAUACAAGUAUCCUAGGAAGAUGGAGUUUGUUAAACAGUUGCCAAAAACUAUUAGUGGGAAGAUCAGAAGGAAUGAACUGCGCCAGAAAGAGUGGAGAAAAGAUUAG